Molecule: messenger RNA, 2373 nt
Organism: Tripterygium wilfordii
Lineage: Eukaryota; Viridiplantae; Streptophyta; Magnoliopsida; Celastrales; Celastraceae
Exons: 5
Coding region: 1-2373 (790 amino acids)
Molecular function (GO): protein dimerization activity; DNA binding
Source: RefSeq, a predicted model, not a curated record
AUGGGUGAUAAAAGAGAUCCAAAGAAAGACUUUGCUUGGGAUUUUGUAAAGCAAGUGGAUGGUGAGAGGUAUUUUCGAUGCAAAUUCUGUAAUCACAUAUGUAGUGGGACUGUUACUCGUUUGAAGAAUCAUGUAGCAGGCACUCACAAAGGAAUUGCUCCUUGCAAAAGUGCUCCCGAUGAUGUUAAGUUGAAAUGUCAAGUUGCUUUGCAGAAAUUGAAAGACAACAGGCAUAUGCAAAAUGAGAUGCUACACGAGAUUAGGAUGGCUGGGAGUGGGAGUGGGAGUGGGAGUGGGGGUGGGGGUGGGGGUGCGAGUGAGAGUGUUUCGCAAACUCAAACUAUUGGUGCACGUGUUCCACAACCUAGGGUGAGGGGGCCUAUGGAUGCUUUCACAAUUUCAGAGCCAAGGCAAAGUACACUCAAUUCUCAAUGGAAAAAAGAAGAAAGGAAGGAGGUUUGCAGGAAAAUUGCAAGGUUUUGUUUUUCCAAGGCAUUGCCCUUUAACGUUGUCAAUGAUCCUUAUUGGGUACCUAUGUUUGAGAGUGUUGCUAACUUUGGCCCUAGGUUUAAGCCGCCUUCAAUGCAUGAGAUAAGGACAUGGUUGCUAAAAGAAGAGGUCGAGGAUAUAAACAAGCUUAAGGAGCAACAUAUGAAGGCAUGGGAAAAAUAUGGGUGCUCUAUAAUGUCUGAUGGUUGGUCGGAUGGGAAAAAUAGAUGUUUAAUCAAUUUUCUCGUGAACAGCCUAGCUGGGACUUGGUUUUUGAAAUCAGUGGAUGCUUCUGAUUCUAUUAAGAGUGGAGAUUUGAUGUUUAGAUUACUUGAUCAGGUUGUUGAGAAAGUUGGUGAAGAUAAUGUUGUGCAAAUUCUUACUGAUAAUGCUAGCAAUUAUGUGUAUGCUGGAAAGAAGCUUAUGGAGAAGAGAGUGAGGUUAUACUGGACCCCUUGUGCUGCUCAUUGUAUUGAUUUGAUGUUGGAGGACAUUUCAAAGAUAAAGGUGUUUGAGAAGACAAUUAAGAAAAUCAUUCGUCCAGCAGUAACUCGAUUUGCCACCUCAUUUCUUACUCUACAGAGCUUGUAUAAGCAAAAACAACCUCUAAUGACUUUGUUCUCUUCAGAGAAGUGGGCUUCUAGUACUUGGGCAAAGAAGCCAGAUGGUAUGAGGGAUUGUGCAAUUGUAUUGCAUGAUGGGUCCUUCUGGGGUAACAUUGCUUAUUGUAUUAAGAGUGUUGGCCCACUAGUUAGUGUUUUGAGAGAGGUUGAUUCAGAGGAGAGACCUGCCAUGGGUUAUAUUUAUGAAUUGAUGGAUACAGCAAAGGAGAAAAUUCAAAUAGGUUGUGGAGGAAACAAAAGGAAAUAUGAUCCAAUCUGGAAGAGAAUUGAUGCAAGGUGGACUCCCCAACUGCAUCAGCCUUUGCAUGCUGCUGGAUAUUACCUUAACCCAUCAUUACGAUAUGAUGUUAAAUUCUCUAAUGUUGAGGAAGUGAGACAAGGGUUAACUGAAUGCAUGGAAAGGAUGUUGCCAUAUGAAGAUCGCUUGAAAGCGGAUGUCCAACUGGAUUUAUAUGACCAUGCUAGGGGAAAUUUUGGACUCAGAGUGGCCAUUGAUACAAGGAAGUUGCGCUCUCCAGCUGAUUGGUGGGAGCGUUUUGGUGGAAAAACACCUGAAUUACAAAGCUUUGCUAUUCGUGUGCUUAGCCUCACUUGCAACGCAUCAGGUUGUGAGAGAAAUUGGAGUACUUUUGAAGCGAUCCAUACAAAAAAGAGGAAUAGGCUUGAGCAUCAAAGGUUAAAUGCCCUAGUAUAUGUCAUGUACAACACUAGGCCGCGUGAGAGAAGCAUCAAAAGAAAGUUAAAUAUUGACCCGAUUCUUGUGGAGGAAAUUGAAUCUGAUGAUGAGUGGAUAGCAGAAAAAGAAGAUCAUGUCCUUCCAGUAGACACUAGUUGGAUUGAUGAUGAACAAUUGUUCAAUGUGGAUGCUAUUAGGAGUCUCUCUGUUGCUGCUACUGUUAUUUCUGGUGAGGAAUCUUCAAAUCCUCCACUAUCUAUUAGGAGAGAGUCGAGGGACACUGUUGCUGCUCAGCCUGCUCGUGAUGAAUCGUCUACUGCAACGAGAAAUUCAUGUGGAAAUGGAGUUGAUAGACGCAAAAAUAAAGCACCAAGAGUGGUACUUGUUGAAGAAGAUUAUGGGAAUGAUGUGCUUGCACCAAGCACAAACAUGGAUAAUGUGUUUAUUUUUCCAAAUGAUGGACUUGGUGUUGACUCUCUUGGUGAUGGGAGUGGCAAUUCCUCCAAUCCUAAUAUUGAUGAUGAUGAUGAUGAAUUUAUGGAUGAAGAGAAUGAUGAUGAUUUGGAUGAGAAUUACCACUUUUAA